Molecule: messenger RNA, 1289 nt
Organism: Magnolia sinica
Lineage: Eukaryota; Viridiplantae; Streptophyta; Magnoliopsida; Magnoliales; Magnoliaceae
Exons: 2
Coding region: 55-429 (124 amino acids)
Molecular function (GO): zinc ion binding; nucleic acid binding
Source: RefSeq, a predicted model, not a curated record
GGUGCCCUUAGGAAUGUUGGGUGUAAAUUGACUGAAAAUCAGAAGAUUAUAGCCAUGCACCGUUCCUUGCCUGAAUCUUGGGCCCAAAUCAAAAGAAUUCUGAACCAUACUGAUUCAAUCACUACGUUCAGAGACUUUUGUGGCCACUUGGUACGUGAGGUUGAUAUGAAUGCAAUUCAGCCAGGUUCGGCCAAGGCCUUUGUAGCAGAGACCCAUAAGCGAAAAGCUAAUAAUAAACGGUUCAAAGCUCGCAAGAAGACGAAGAAGAAUAAUCAAGAACAGAAGACCACAACACCUGCUCCAAAUCUCAAGAAGGGGAAUGGAAAGAAGAAGCAGAAAAAGACAAAUGUAAUCUGCUUUGUCUGUGAAAAUUCUGGCCAUUAUGCUCGGCAGUGUGCCCACAAAAAGACGGCGCAACAAAGCACGUGACACAGAGUCGUCGAGGACUCGAGAAAUUCCAGCGUGUAGCCAAAGGAAGUUACAAGCUGUACAUGGGCAAUAACGAUGUUGAAGACGUACUAGGGAUUGGCGUUCUCCAUCUCCGUACGCGCAUAGGGCAAACAAUAAUCCUUCGUGAUACUCUUUUUGCACCGGGGAUGCGUCGGAAUUUAAUUUCUGUUUCUAGGUUAUUAUUUGAUGGUUUUGAUAUUCGAUUUUUUGGGACUAGAGUUUCUUUGAGACUGAAUAACCUCAUCUUUGCAUGGGAAAAUUUAAUUUCAGAUUUAUUUAUUCUAGACGUAGAUUGUGAUAAUGCCCCUCUUGCUUUAUCUGCUAUGUCGAAUAAAAAUGUAGUAUCUGAAUCUCAAAAAUGGCACGCGAGGUUAGGUCACAUCGGAAAGGAUCGUAUGACAAGACUAGUACGUUCUGGUCUGUUAGACUCCUUAUCCAAAGUUGAUUUGCCAUUUUGUGAACAUUGUGUGUCCGGGAAGACAUCGAAGAAACCAUUUCCCAAAGCGGCUAGGUCUAAGGGCACACUAGAGAUAAUCCAUUCAGAUAUCUGUGGACCAUUUAAUGUACAUGCCAGAAACGGAUGUCAAUACUUUGUCACUUUCAUUGACGAUUACUCGCGCUAUGGAUAUGUGUAUCUCAUCUCACACAAAUCUGAGGCUUUUGAUUGUUUUCUUAAAUAUAAAGCUGAGGUGGAAAAUCAGCUUGAGAAAAAGAUUAAAACCCUUCGAUCUGAUAGAGGUGGCGAGUAUACAUCUGAAACGUUUAAAUCAUAUUGUGAAAACGUUGGAAUUGUUCGGCAGUACACAAUGGCUUACACUCCACAACAAAACGGUGUUGCA